This is a messenger RNA of Rotaria sp. Silwood2, 795 nucleotides long. The record is from the annotation of a GenBank genome assembly. Lineage: Eukaryota; Metazoa; Rotifera; Eurotatoria; Philodinida; Philodinidae.
AUGACGGAUAAAUAUCAUUUGGUAACUGAGCUAACGAAAGAGUCAAUUGAGGCUACAAAAUCUUUUACGCAUCAUGAGAAACGUUUGCCAAGUACACGCAAAGAGAAAAUAACCGAUGUUGCUCAACUCAAACCAGGCGAUCAUGUCAGUUUUUAUAGAAGUGACUUUUACUAUGCACAUCACGGUAUUGUACGUGAAGCUAGUGCCAAUUAUCUUCGUAUUAUACAUUUUUACAAUACAGCAGCAAAUGUUUGGAAUUCAUUAGUGAAAGGUUCAUUAUAUCUUGCUGAAGUUAUUGAAAGUGAAUGGGAUUUAAAAAUGAAUAGUGAUAGUGAAGAAAUUUAUUUACAUCAUUAUGAUAAUAUAAAAUGUUUUUCGAAUGAAGAAACUCUUGAACGAGCCAUUGCCAAUCUUGGAAAACGUGGCUAUUCAUUAUUCAGUAAUAACUGUGAACAUUGGGCACGAUGGUGUCGAACAGGUGAUUCUUAUUCCGAACAAAUUAUCAGAUUUCGUAAUUUUGUUAGAGAAAAAGCGGCUGCACUUUUAAUUGUUGAUCCUGCGGCACUGCUUGUUAAAGAUGUAGCUGUUGUCGGUACUCAAAGUCUUGGAACAUUCCUCAGUGCCAUUGGAUCGGGUUUAGUUCUUACGAGUGUCGAGAGUAUUGCUACACUCAUCGAUAUUAAACGAAAAGAAAAACAACGACGACAAGGUAGCUUAAGUGAGAUGGCUUUCAAAAAAUAUGUCGUACUUCGAAUCACAUCAGCAUGUGGUACUGUAGGUGAUCAUUUUUAUUGA